UUGCAACAUUGGUUUUUAACAAGAAACAAAUACUAAACAUAAACAAGAUUAACUGUCAUGUUCGAAAAUAUUCUUAUAGUUCAGAGGUCGUUGUCAGUAAGGAAGAGUUACUGGAACACCUGUAUAUUUCAAUGACAAACAGGACAGACACAAACAUAUAUCAAAACGUCGCCAAUGUCACGUUUUCGUCAAAACAGUUUGAGAAAUCACGAUCUACCUUAUACAUUUUUGUCCCGUUGACUACGGUAUUUUUAUUGAUAUUAGUCUUUGGAGUUGGUUAUAGAAUGUGGCGAUCAAAUAAAGGCUUAGAAAAAGUCUUACAACAGAUGGAAAUGCAAAACAGUGGACAUGUUCAUAUUCCUGUUCAAAUGAGGGAAGUGACCAUUGCAACUGAAGACCAUUAUAAUGAAAUAUCCAGUGAAAUAGGAAAUACUUACAGUCAUGCUGUAGAAUGGAACAAUACAGUAACUGUUAUGGAUAUUGAUGAUGAAAACAGUCCUUCUUCAUAACUGGUGGAGAGUAAACAGUAAAAAGACAACAAAUAUGUUUUAUUUUAAUCGUUUGAGACAAUCAGGUUACA
Messenger RNA from Mytilus trossulus (common blue mussel), 580 nucleotides. RefSeq lists its product as uncharacterized. The transcript has 4 exons. The record is from RefSeq and is a predicted model, not a curated record. Bases 132 to 509 code for a protein of 125 amino acids. NCBI's taxonomy places the organism in Eukaryota, Metazoa, Mollusca, Bivalvia, Mytilida, Mytilidae.